AAGUGAGCAGUCAACUGUCAAAAAAAGCAAUAAAAUUUCUAAUUUUCAAUAAAAAUUCUAAAUUCGGAAUAUUUUUGAUAUUUUUAAAGGAAGUUUAUAGUGAUAAAAGAUUUUAAACCGUUAAAUAUACAAACUAAAAAGGACUGGAUAAUAUGUGUUAUUAAAAUAUUCGUUUAAGUGUUUAUUUUUGUUGGCAAGUCGUAGUGUUUACAAAACUUGACAAAACGUCAAAAACCUACUUUUCAUGUUUAAAAAACUGUAUUUGUUAAAUAACGUUUAAUACUUUUUUGUUUAUCCAAGCGAUUGUUCGUUUUGCACCGGUAUUAACAUAGCAAAUUGUUUAAAUAACUCGUAUUCAACGAAAUUUGUUAUCAUGAAUUCAGUUUGAAGUACGAUUAGUUACCGAUUCGAGACAAAAUGCAGAGCAAAAUCGUGAUUACGUGGACAAUUUUCCUAUUUUCUGGCGUAGUUUUUCCUAGUUCUAGUACGGGUGCACCUACAGAAAACAAGAGUAAAGUGUCCGAAACUAUGUACGAUGCUAUAGCGAAAAAAUGUCCGGCAGUAGAAGUAACUAACCUAAAAAAUAAUAGCACUAUUUUCACGAAAGAUUGCUUAAAUUGGGACAAAAUUAAUGCUACAAAUGUAUUUAACGAUGAAACAAAGCAAGACGUCCUAUGUCUGGUAUAUUAUGAAAGUUUAGUAUCUUUCUGUACAAAGUUGGGCGAAAAUGCACACAAGUUUAAAGGUCUGAUAACACCGAACAUCGCAAAGGAGAAAUACAACGUUUGUGCGGGAAACAUAUCGAUAUACCCUAAGAAUAACACAAAAUCGGAACACGAUAUAUCUAAACUCUUACCGGAUUACACAGGAUGUUUGAAAUUAUGUUGGGACGGCCAGGAAAUCAGAGACAUUUGUAACUUGGCCUAUUACUUUAACACAUUUAAUUUCACUAUGCUUGACAGUUACAUAGCCUUAAAACAAAAAAGUAAUAAUGCAGCAACUUUGAUACCACAAGUUAACUCAAAUACCAAAGAAAUUAGCACUGUAGUAGAAAAACAACCCUCUGAGGUGGGUAGUAGUAAAAAUCCAGCCCCUGUCUUCGAAACUAUUCCUGUAGCAAGUAAUAAAAACCCUCAAGCCGAUCCUAAACCAAAACUUACAGUACAGGAUGUGAAAAAUGAAAAAUCACCUGAAGUUUUGAACGAAAAACCCAAAGAUAUAGUUGCUGUAGAAAAUUCCUUGGCGGAGCCUGAAAAACAACCGGCAAAAAAAACUGAGAAACCUCCAGAACUUGUAGCACCUCAAAAAGUUAUACCUGUUCAUGAGGAAAUGGAUAAAAAUAGUGAGGUUAAGGAGACCCAAGUGAAUCCAGUUGGGGAGGACAAACACGUACCGAAUGAAGAUCAGUUUGAGGAGCAAAAUAUCGAACAGCAAGAGCAAGAAGAAGAGGAUGAAGAAGAAGGCAUCCCUGAGGAACCCCUGAGGAACAAUGAAGAAAACCUGGAAAAGGACAAGAAAGUAGUGAAACCAGAUAUGGUGGAGGAGAGCCCCAUAAGUAGUUUUGCUGUUACCGAUGAGGAUAUGGAUGGCAAUUCUUAUUUCUUUUCGUAUUUCACUGUCUUGAUGUGCCUGUGUAUAGCCGGAUACGUGGGAUAUCACAACAGACAAAAGAUUUUGGCCCUUAUCCUUGAAGGCAAGAAGGGCAGGAAACCUGGCAGAGGGAGAAGACCCAAUUCUGCCAACUAUCACAAAUUGGACAGUAAUUUGGAGGAGGCUAUGUCGUCCUCGUGUCCUAAACCGUCGUCCAAUGUCAUUUACUGAAAA
This is a messenger RNA of Sitophilus oryzae (rice weevil), 1824 nucleotides long. Its product is annotated as trans-Golgi network integral membrane protein 2-like. The record is from RefSeq and is a predicted model, not a curated record. NCBI's taxonomy places the organism in Eukaryota, Metazoa, Arthropoda, Insecta, Coleoptera, Curculionidae. The transcript is spliced from 3 exons. Bases 418 to 1821 code for a protein of 467 amino acids.